UUGAACUUUGAAGAGUCCGUUAUCGUCAAUUCACAACUGAAAAAUUUCGCUGUUUUGCAUCAAUAAUUUCUGUCGCUGUCACCAAAAUUCAGUAAAAAGAUUUGAAUGAUGGAGGAGGAAGAAGAAAUGAUGGUUGUUGAAGGUCAAGGUCACAUUGAGUUGGAUGAACAGGUUGAUAGAGAGGCAGUGAUUAUUAUGAAUGCCUUAGCUGGUGAAGCUCAUGGAAAUACAACAUUUCAGAUUAUAAGCCAUGAUGGCCAGGUUCAUAUAACAUCAGAAGAUAGUGGUCAUGUGACCCAACAUAGUGGUCAUGUGACCCAACAUCUUGAUCACAAUGGACAACCAAUCAUCGCUGUUAAUCUGGCUUUUGCACAGGAAGGUCAGGAUCUCCAACAACUUGGUUUAACAGAAAGCAUUUAUGUUGAGUUACCGGUAGCAGAACAGACCUCUGAGAUGAUUGUGGAAGACAGUCAUCACCAAAGCAACCAUACUCAAGAGAGUUUGCUUGAGAUUGUUGAGAGCGGUGAGGUCGACAAGUUACCUAAUCAAGUAGAGUCAUUAGAAAUCAAUUUAGAAACCAUAGGCAGAGAUAGACUAUCAACCAAUCAUAGGAUAGAUACUGUUAUACAAAUACCAGAUGGAUUGACCAAUCAGAGCGCUGAUAAUAUAAACCAAGAAGCUAGUUUGACCAAUGAGAACUCUACUCCUGCCUUACCUGAAUCUGAAGUGACCAACCAGUGUUCAGUUAUCUUGAGACCAGAAUCUUGUUUGACAAAUGAGACUGCAGAACCUGUCAUGUUGGAGUCAGAAUUGACCAAUCAGAGCGCAGAUACUAUCACACCACAAGUUGGAUUGGCCAAUCAGAGCACAGAUACUAUCACACCACAAGUUGGAUUGGCCAAUCAGAGCACAGAUACUAUCACACCACAAGUUGGACUGGCCAAUCAGAGCACAGAUACUAUCACACCACAAGUUGGAUCGACCAAUCAGAGCACGGAUACUGUCACACCUCAAGUUGGAUCGACCAAUCAGAGCACAGAUACUAUCACACCACAAGUUGGAUCGACCAAUCAGAGCACAGAUACUAUCACACCUCAAGUUGGAUUGACCAAUCAGAGCACAAAUACCAUGAACCCAGAAACAGAGGUGACCAAUGUUAGUACAGGUGAGGAGGCUGAGUUGACCAAUGAGAAUGCAGAUACUGUGAUAAGAGAAGCUGAGAUCAACAAUCAGAAUGCUACAUCAGAAACAAAACAGUCAAAUAAUGCAGAGCUAGUGCAAUCCUCUAAUAAAACCCAAGGAACCAAACGUGAUUCCAACAUGAAGUCUGUGUCAAGGGGUACCCCCAGGAAACAAGCUCCAGCAAAGACUCCAGAACCAUCCCAUAAAGUCUGUCAUUACUGCUGGAAAGAGUUCCGAACAGAAAGGCAACACCGUGCCCAUGAGAAAUCUCAUGCCAAGGAAGAAUCACCUUACCUUUGUCGCUACUGCAGUAAGUUAUUUGACACAGAUGGACAGAGGAUGAAACAUAUGAAACAAAAACAUUCUCUCUCUAAAUGUGAAGAAUGUGAGGCUUGCUUUGAUAAUGAGGCACUUCUUGCAAAGCAUAUGAUGUUGCAUAGUCGGCCUAAGAUGUUUAUGUGUAAUAUCUGUGGGUCAAUGUUUACCAAGGAGAGUUAUCUCAUCUGCCAUAAGGUUGUCCAUGAAGAAGAAGAAGAGCUAGGGGAGACCAUGGAUGCAGCAGUAGAUGAGACAGCAAACAAUAAAGACAUCAGCCAUGUGAGAUCAAUAGGCCAAACUCAGAUGGGCCAGACUGUAGAUGAAGGACAGGAAGAGGUGACAGAGACUUUAGAUGAAAGACAAGAAGGAGUGAAGGAGACAGUAGAUGAAGCAGAGAAUGAUGUAGAUGGUGAAGAGGUUGAUGACGAUGACAGUAAUUGGGAAGAACCUGCCUCAAAGAAGUUUAAAUGUGAUGAAUGUGAGAAAUCCUUCACCUCACAGAAAGGUUUGAAGAUGCAUCAGAGAUUGGUUCAUGUAGACAUUCAAAAAGAGCUAUCAAGCAGUGAGGACGAAGAGAUAGUCAAGAAGAAAACGAAGGAAGGAAAGGGUGAAAGAGCCGAGUGUCCAGUGUGCAAGAAGACCUUUGUGAGUGUGCGCCAGUUGACUCGGCAUGAAUCCACACAUGCAAGUUGGGAUUGUCCACACUGCUCAAAGAGUUUCCGGACAUCCUGGAUUCUCAAGGAACAUCUCAACACGCACACAGGAGAACGCCCUUACAAAUGUACCCAGUGUGAAAAAACCUUCAAGAGCUAUGGAGGUCUGAGACGACACAAGAUCAUCCACAAAGGUACCAAGCCAUACAAAUGUGAUCUGUGUGAUAUGAGAUUCAGUGAUGCCUCAUCGUUGAAAAGCCAUAAGAAACGCCAUGCAGGUGACAAGCAGGUGGAAUGCGAUGUUUGUCAGAUGAAGUUUUACACUGGGUUUCAGAUGAGAACCCAUCGACUGACACACGGAGGACAGGACCACAAAGAAGAGAAGCUCCUGCGAUGCGAUGGGUGCCCAAAAGCAUUCCUUAGCCCGAGCAGUUUGGAAAAACACAAAAUAUCAGGUAAAUGUGGAAAGCAGUUCUCCUGUCCUUUCUGCUCUGAAAAAUUCCUUUACAAGAAAGAGAGAGAAAAACACAUGGAGACCCAUACCGAGUAUGUCACCAAAGAAGGCAAAUCAACAGAUAACAAUAAGAAAUCUAACAAGAUCUUCAAGUGCCCUACAUGCAAGCAGGAUUUUCCUAAUCUUCGUACCUUCACAAUGCAUAACAAGAAACAUAGUAAACAAGGGAAAGUCUAUGCAUGUGAGGUGUGUAAUAAGAUAUUCUCUACAUCUGUCAGUCUUAAGUAUCACAUGAAGCUACAUACCGGUCAAGGUCCCAAGUGCUCUGUGUGUAACAAAACGUUCUACAAUGCCAAAUCACUCAGGAGGCAUGAACGCAUACACACCGGCCAAAAACCUUUCAAAUGUGGUUUUUGCGAAAAGUCUUUCAGUGACCAGAGUGCGUGUGCGUCACAUAUGAGAGUGCACUCUGCAGAGAAACCCUUCAAAUGUUCCUACUGUGAUAAAGGGUUUCGUCAGAAAGGACAACGGACAAUGCAUGAGAAGAAGGUCCAUCGGAAAGGAAUGGAAGAUGAUGGCAAGAUGAAUGGAGAGAUUCCAAGCUCUGAAGACACUGGUCUCAAGAUGGUGUAUAGAUGCCGUAUCUGUAAAAAAGAGUUUGAGGAGAAGGAAGAGCUGAUUAAACAUAAAGAAACCCAUGAAGAACUGAAUAAUGAAGAAGAAGAGAUGAUCCCUAUGCCAGCUAAGGUAGCUAAAGCAAAGAAAGAGGUGCAGACAUUCAAGUGUGAUAUAUGUGACCAUACAUUUGCCCAAAAGAGUUACCUAGUGCGUCAUCAAAGGGUACACACUGGUGAGAAACCAUACGGUUGUUCCCUCUGCGAUAAAAGGUUUUCUGAUAAGACCUCCCAACGUCGCCAUAAAUCCAUCCAUACGGGAGCAAAGCCAUUCUUAUGCGAUCUUUGUGGCAAGUCUUUUCGAGACAAAUCAUACCUGAAUCUUCACAAGCGGAUGCAUUUAGGAGACAGACCAUAUGAAUGUAACAUUUGUUCUCGUAAGUUUGUACGGCAGAACUUCCUCAAUGCUCACAUGAAACUUCAUCAAGGUAUCAAACCAAAAAAGCCUCCGCAGAAAAUAUUCACUUGUGAUAUCUGCAACAGAGUCUUAAGGUCUAAAUCAAGUUAUUAUACACACUUGAGAAUACACACAGGUGUGAAGCCAUUCUUGUGUACUUUUUGUGGCAAGGCCUUCCCAACCAAACCUCGUCUUGUCAACCAUGUACGUGUGCAUACAGGAGAGAAACCUUACGUGUGUGAUGUCUGCAAUAAAGCCUUCACAGAACCUGGAACACUCAGAAGGCAUAAGAUCAUCCAUACUGGGUUGAAACCUUACAAAUGUGGAACAUGUGAUCGAGCAUUUGCAGACAAAAGUGCCCUUAACUCUCAUGUUAGAAUGCAUACAGGUGAGAAAUCACACUCUUGUGAAGUAUGCGGGAAGAUGUUCUGGACUGCUACUAAUAUGAGAGCGCAUGCUAAGACACAUCGGAAGAAGACUCUAUUUGAAUGCGGCGUUUGUCAGAAACAAAUCCUUGGACAAGAGAACUUGACAGCUCACUUGGUUGAGCAUGAAGCUGAACAGCGUGUCGCAUCUCAGGCUUUAGCUGAAACCAUGAUGGCUGCACAGGUUAUGAUGGACAAUGUCACAGAGGUUGUUAUCCAGGAAGAUGUUGUCACGACUGAAAACACAGAAUUCCAGUGUGAAAUCUGUGAAAAGUUCUUCAAGACUAAGAAAACUCUUCAGAAACAUAAGGUCAUACACGAUGAAGAGAAGCGCUUUGAGUGCGAGGUCUGUCAUAAACGCUUUGCCAGGAAAUCUUAUUUAGUUAGCCAUUCUACGAUCCAUACCGGUGAGAAGCCAUAUACCUGUGAGGAUUGCGGAAGACAAUUCAGGGAUCGUAGCUCUAUGAAGCGGCAUAUGAAUACACAUAGAGGAAUAAAGCGUUAUGAAUGUAAUGUAUGUCAAAAACAAUUCACUGAUAAGAGUGCUGCUAAUAUUCAUCUUAGGAUCCAUACUGGUGAAAAACCUUAUGAAUGUUAUGAAUGUAAGAUGUGUUUUACACAAAGUGGUCAUCUUGUAGAUCAUAUGAUCAAAAAUCAUUGAUGAUUGUCUUAUCACAUAGUAGUUCAAAUUAAUGGGAAAUCAAAUAGAAAUGCAGGUAACCUUACCCAAUUUGAAUAUUUUGGUACUGCAAAAAUUUGUUUGACUUAGGUGAGACUUAUGACUUCUGUCAGCUUAAACAAGUUUGCUCUGACUUGGGCAAAUAUGGAUGAAUGUUCAGCUAAUGAAAUGUCAAUUAAGGCAUUCUAACCUGUAGUCUUGUAUUGAUUUGACCAUGGUGAUUAUUCCAAUUGUCGAGAGUUCGUUUUAAUAUGCAGCUUAUCUGUAUUAUUUUUUGGCCAUUGAAAAUACCUUUUUUGUAUAUAAACUAUGUUGGAUUAUUAUCUCCUAUUUCUAUCAAUUCAUUGACAGUGGUCUCCCUGUAUACUUACCAGGUUGAGAUAGAUAUGACUUCUCAUGUCUAUUAAAAAAGUACAUAUUUUUAGUGAUUUUUUUUCUUCAUCACCAGGUGGGUUUUUGAUAAAUCUAUUCCUAAGUUAUGAUGAACUUACAACUGUUGGCCUAUCUUACCUUGUAAAUGUCUUGUUUUCUUAUAUUGAUCACAUUCCUAAGAAAGGUCAUCAAUUGGUCAUAAAGUCACUUGUACUUCUGACCAGCUUUAUGAAACACCCACCUUGGACCUAUUGCAUAAAAGUUACUAUCAUGGUUACUGCCACGGUAACGCUGAUCAACAGCCAAUGAGAAACAAGGAUUUCAUGCAGGUUACCAUUGAUCCUUUCUUGUGGUAAAUGGUAUACAUCAAAAUGUUCAUUGGCGAUGGUUCGCUUGUUCUUAAAGUUGCUUUUAACAGUUUCAUGAAACACCCCCUGGUUUAAUUCUUUUCUUCAAUUCCAAUCCUAAUCCCAUCUUAGUUUGUUUGGGGUUUUUGUUUUGUUUUGUUUGGGUAAUGGUAUUGUGAAUGAAGCAAAAUAUCUUCUCUUAUUGAUAGUAUUUAGAUAUAAUAUUGAGAGUGUACAUACAUAAUUCUUUUGCUAGUUGAUUUUAAAUGAUUGAUUUUUUUUAUAGAUUUGAUGUAUCUUAUGUUUCUAAUUUAUUGAAUAUUGAUUGAUGAGGUUCUUUCUCACUAGCUUGCAU
Lytechinus variegatus (green sea urchin) is the source of this 5856-nucleotide messenger RNA. RefSeq names its product zinc finger protein 729-like. The record is from RefSeq and is a predicted model, not a curated record. Lineage: Eukaryota; Metazoa; Echinodermata; Echinoidea; Temnopleuroida; Toxopneustidae. The coding region runs from base 106 to 4764 and encodes 1552 amino acids. The transcript has 6 exons.